CUGAAUUAGUCCAAUAUUUCGAUGAGCCGAAUUUGUAUUUUAAUCUUCCUGUCAUCUUUCCUCGUCCAAAACAGCUCACAAGAGGAUAAAGCGGACUGCACGUCAGGACAGUUUUACGAUCAAGACACCAAGAACUGUACAAUAUGUGAGUUUACCUCCGGUACCCUUUACAGUGAAGACGGUGCUGAAGAAUGUAAACUAUGUCCUAAUAAUGGUGCUAAUUGCAUUUGUGAUACGACUAGCCCGGUGCACUACCUGCCAGAAGGAAGAAAUAUCAGCAAACUAGAGAAGUUUUGUUUUACUGAAGAUGACCAGCUCAUCUGUUCCCGGGACUGUUACAUUCAGUCACGACACGCUCUUAAGGGCUGUGAUAUCAACUGUGAUGAAGAACUAAACAUUUUAGACUGCAAUUGUGAUAAUAACAUAAGAACAAAGGAGUCAUGUUUGAAAAGGAAAAACUUUACAAAAGUGUGUUUUCAAAAUGAAUGUGAUGGACCGAGAUACUACGACGAGUUCCUGGGUCCGGAGCUACUGGCAACCCUCGCCUCCUGCUACAGACAGUACAGGGCUAAUAACACGUGCAGUAAAUCAGAGUGCGCGCAGGUGCUCUCUGCUUAUCUUCCUGAUCUGCAGACGUGCAAUUGUUAUCAUACCUAUACUUUUAAAAACCAAGUUUCCGACGGGACUGCGGACUGUGAAGGUCGAAGAGAUUUCUUCAUCCAGAUGGAGAAUUUGUGCACAGACGAACCUUCUCAUACCAGUCUCACUCUUAUCAUAAUAAUAAUCAUGGUGGGAGUAUUCUUAACAAUUGGUAGUCUGUUACUCGGACGAUGGUCUGCGGUUAAUUAUGCAAGGAAGCUGAAGAAAAGCGGAAAAAUCGGCAAGAUAAUCCGAUUUGUUGACUGGCAAAAUAUAACUCCCCUGGGAGCAGCUGGGUUGGUGUACGAACAGGAGAUCAAUAAAUGUUCAAAUAAAAAGUUCAACGCGGACAUGUUACACAACAAAGAGAUUCUCCUGCGGGUUCAAUUCAGUUUGUUAGGAGGUUUUGGUAUCCAGUCCCAGCAUGUCGUGUUGAAGAUUUUCUCAGAAUCGCAGUCAGAACAGCAAGGAAUUGAACUUGGAAUAUUUAACUCAAUAUCUAAUAAAGAGAAGGCUAACAAAAGCAACAUAAUAGCAGUUUAUGGUCCGCCAAUGAACGUGGACAAUUCCGACCUGAUAAGAUUUUUAGAAACUCUUAUUGAAAAAUCCAAGACUUGCGCAGCCUUAAAAGAUGUGAUUGAAAGGAAUUAUAUUGGUUGUACUGGAGGUUUUCGUGAUAAAAUAGAAACUCCUCGAUGCAAGUAUAUCAUGAUGAACCACUGUAACGAAUUAUCUCUCACCGAGUUUAUUAAAACACGACGUCUCACUCUUGACUUAGCGAAAGAUCUCGCCAAAGAUCUCGCUAAAGCUCUGGAGUACCUACAUGAGGUAAACGAGCCGACUAUAGUACAUUGUGAUGUUAAACCAGACAAUAUUUUUGUAAAGAGCCGCAAAACGACAUCAUUCAUUCUCGGAGACUUUGGUUUUGCGGAAAGGUAUGAGAAUCAGACAUUUACCCUAAGAGGUAGCACGCCCAGUUACGUCCCUCCAGAAUGGUAUUUGGGGCAUUUGGACACUAAAAUUAGCGAUACUGCAGACCCACUCGAGCUUCAGCUACGAAAUGAUCGCGUUUCUGAACUCCAAAAGAGACUUUUUAGAGAACGCAGUGACAGACCCUGCAAAAUAGACAUUUACUCGUACGGGCUGAUCAUCUGGUUGUCACUCCACAAUAAAACUGAACCGUGGACUGAGGAAUCUUCCAUUGACUGGAAACAGUACCUUCAUGAUCAUAAUCAAAAUCAAAACAACCACAGAAACAGAACCUCGAAAGAGGUAUUUCUCAGAGACCUAUUUAACGAUCCUGAUAAGUUUGAAACCAGACCAACAUGUCGAGAAGAUGAAGUUUUGAACAAUAACCCAGAAUCUAAACUAUUGCUUGAGCUUGCGAAAGAUUGCUGGCAAGUUGAUUCUGGUCAGAGACCAUCAUCAUCAGAAAUUCUUCAGAGGGACGUUUUUAGGGGGAAGUCAAGAAGAUGUCAUUAUCAGAAUAGUGCGGUUUAAAUGAUAAAAUCGUUGAACUGCACGCUAUAAAUUUACUGUUUCAGUAUAUAAAAGCUAUAUGUAUAGCUAUGUUUCGAGCUCCGU
Messenger RNA from Bolinopsis microptera, 2223 nucleotides. RefSeq lists its product as uncharacterized. Lineage: Eukaryota; Metazoa; Ctenophora; Tentaculata; Lobata; Bolinopsidae. Gene Ontology annotation, cellular component: autophagosome; membrane; phagophore assembly site. The transcript is spliced from 11 exons. The record is from RefSeq and is a predicted model, not a curated record. Bases 22 to 2139 code for a protein of 705 amino acids. Gene Ontology annotation, biological process: regulation of autophagy; peptidyl-serine phosphorylation; autophagosome assembly. Gene Ontology annotation, molecular function: ATP binding; protein serine/threonine kinase activity.